This is a messenger RNA of Gekko japonicus, 1560 nucleotides long. It is a transcript of the gene RPH3AL, whose product is annotated as rabphilin 3A-like (without C2 domains). Gene Ontology annotation, biological process: intracellular protein transport. Gene Ontology annotation, molecular function: small GTPase binding. The transcript is spliced from 11 exons. The coding region runs from base 210 to 1148 and encodes 312 amino acids. Lineage: Eukaryota; Metazoa; Chordata; Lepidosauria; Squamata; Gekkonidae. The record is from RefSeq and is a predicted model, not a curated record.
GGCGACAGCGCCGGGAGACUCCUGCCUGCCGCAGCUGCUGCAGAGGCUGAGCAUGCAGGUGGUGUAGCAUUCCACGUGUUUGAUUCCCCGCUUGUUCCCUGGGUACAGGAGACCUGAAGGCUCCUGUGAACAGCUGCGGAGAGGCGCCUGGUGGGUCGCGGAGUCCCUUCGGGGCUUCAUGCGACCUGUCACCUCUGAGGCCCCUCGCCAUGGCUGACACGAUUUUUGGCAACGGAAAUGACCAGUGGGUGUGUCCGAACGACAGGCAGCUGGCUCUGAGGGCCAAGCUUCAGACGGGCUGGUCUGUGCACACCUUCCAGACUGACCGGCAACGCAAGACGCAAGCCCUCAGUGGCCAGGAGAUGGGGGUCAUCCUGGAGGUCAUCCGGCGGGCGGAGAGACUCGACCUGAUUGAGCAGCAGCGAAUCGGGCGUUUGGUGGAGCGGCUGGAGAACAUGCGGAAGAACAGGAUGGGCAACGGACUUUCUCAGUGCCUGCUCUGCGGAGAGACGCUCGGCUUGCUGGGGAGCACUGCUGUCUUCUGCCAGGACUGCAAAAAGAAAGUCUGCACCAAGUGCGGUAUUGAAACCGUGGGCACCUCGAAACGGCCCCUCUGGUUGUGCAAGAUCUGCAGCGAGCAGCGAGAGGUCUGGAAGCGAUCCGGCGCCUGGUUCUACAAAGGCCUCCCCAAGUACAUCUUGCCCUUGAAAAGCAUCGGCAGAGCCAAAGAGCCGCCCCUGAGGCCUCGCCACGUGGAAUCGCCGACCCUGGAGGUCAGAGGCGCCGCUGCGACUCGCUCCUACACCUGGGCCAGUGUAAGAGUGGUCUCCAGUGACAGUGAGAGCGACUCGGAGUUCAGCUCCUCAAGCCUGGAUGACCGGUCCUUGCCUGCCAGGUCAAAAGCUGUCAAGAUUAAAAACCGAGAAGAAACAGCUGGCAGAGGUGAAGUCACCCGAACCCCGACCAGAAGCACCGGCCAGCCCCUGGGGAGCAUCUUGUCGGAAAGCCAGAGCAGCUUGGGGAGUGAACGCGGCGGGGUCCUGAGCGCCACCGAAAGCUGCCCAAGCGACCUGCAGGAUGAGGAUAGCGAUGCCAGCCGCAGCACCGCUGGGAAAAGGCGUCUCCUCCCAAGCAGUCCCUGGUGCUGAUGGCAGCCAAAGGCAUUGAGUUCCGAGCUGCUCUCCCCUCAGCCCGCCAGAUGGAAAUUUGGGUAGAUGGCAGCUCCAGGCCAUGAUUGGGCACCAGCCUUGAGGAGGACCCAGCUUUGGCAGUGUGGAGAUGAGGCCAUCGCCAUGGUUGUCCAUCUGUUUGGUGUCCGUGCCUCCUUUUCAUUCUUCUUGCCGCCGAAGAAGAAGCUGGAAGGGCUGGGUUUGGGGACCCUGAGGCCCCACCCAUCCCCACCGAGCUUUGGAUCUUGAGGUUCUUCUGUUCUCCACUGUCAAGUGUGAAAGUUCCGAUGAGUCCAGAGACUUCUGAAGACGUUCCUGCGGGACGGUCAGAGUGCGGCCUGGUGGCGAGAGCACAGAGGAGAGGGGUGCGUCGGCUCCCAGGAGAGGCCCU